AUGCAGAAUUGUGAUCUCAAUUCCUAUUAGAUUGGCCUUUCAAGAAAAUAAUAAUUAGGACCUUAUAGCGAUAUUGAAUACUCAUCUUCAAGAUAUUAAUUGUCAACAAAUAAUUUGAACCAUAAAAAUAUACAAAACCUGAAAAAUCGUAUUUCCUAAUUGCAAUCAGUUCUCUCUUGUAAAUAUAGAAAAGGGAGUCUUACAAGAUCUAAGCUGGAUGAUUCAACUAAUCUUACAAUUGAUAAGUCCACCUAUUCUUUAAAAGAACAUAAAUAGGACUUUACCAAUUUCCCGCAAUAAAGUAUGAAGAGCUCUGAUUAUUUUAUUAUGAAUGAUAUGCCUAGUAAGAAAACAUAAAAGGAGAAUCAAUCAUAGAGUGAAAGGAUAAAUAAGAGUAUUCUCAAAAAUAAAACAAAUAACAGACUUUCGACCUAGAAAUUAUAAUAAAAAGAAUUAUUAGAUCAUAAUAUGAAGAAUAUAAAGAUUUAAAAAUAAUCUUAGACAGAUAUUUUGUAAGAAUGUUUAAGGUAGAGUCUCCAUGAUAAGAUACUAUUUUUAGAAGAAUUAAAAAUGUAAAAGCAAUAAAAAAUAAGAUAAGGUAUAUAAAUUUUACUAUUUAGACUAUAAAUAUCAAAAAAAACAAAUUGAGCUUGAUUGUCAAAAUUAAAUCUAAAAGUAAAUCCAAAAUUAUGAGAAGUAAAUAAAAAAUCUUGUUGAAUCAAAAUAUAAUAAAAAUUCUUUUUGUAAUGUAUUCUUUUAAAAAUAUGAAUAGUUCAAAGUCCAUUGAAAUCAUAAAACUCUUCAUAUUUAACAUUAGGUACUGUAGAAUCUGUGAAAAACUUCAAAAAGGAAUGUAAAUAUUGAUAUAAAUACACCUAGACAAUGAGAAAACACAUAAAGUUAUAAAGGUAAGAUUUCAAAAUGCAGAUAUAGCAAAAUUCAAAACAGAAUAUGAUUGA
Paramecium octaurelia is the source of this 959-nucleotide messenger RNA. NCBI's taxonomy places the organism in Eukaryota, Ciliophora, Oligohymenophorea, Peniculida, Parameciidae. The record is from the annotation of a GenBank genome assembly.